CUCUCUCUCGCUCCAUCUCCCCGUCCCUUUACCUCUCUCUUUCUCUCCCUCCCUUGCAGCUCUGCCACCAAAGUGGCGCACAUCGACGACGAUGCCUCCCUUUGAGGAUGCUCCUAAUUUCUAAGCAGGUUGAGUGACAAGCCCGCUCCCCGAGCGCUGCCAUGAUCGCCACGGGCGGACUGCUGCGCAUGAACCGGCGCCAGGACUCCCUGCGCUCCAAGAACCGCGCUGAAAACAAGAAGAAGCGGAAAUCAAAGAAGAAGAAGAAAAAUGACGUGGUGGUAGUGAAGGGCAAGCUCAACCUCUGCUCACCCGCUGGCCUGGUUGCGGCCGUUGGGCUGAUGGUCCUCAUGGUGGGCAUCUCCAUGGCCGUACUAGGGUACUGGCCGAGCCAGAAUCAGCAGCAAUACCAAGAGCACGGACGGACGGGGGUACACUACGGCACAAUGAGUUACUCACAAAGCCCCAACGCGUCCUCCAACGAGAGCCGAGCUCCCCCCAACCUCAACCCGCUGAACCAGAGCCACUCCAACGGCAGCGACUUGGCUCCGUCUCCCAACCACUGCGGCUUCCUGUGUGACUUCCUCGACAACUACCUGUACUCCGACAACCUCAAAGUCUUCGGACCGUUGGUGAUGGGCAUCGGAAUUUUCCUCUUCAUCUGCGCCAAUGCCGUCCUUCACGAGAACCGCGACAAGAAAACCAAAAUCAUCAACCUGAGAGACAUCUACUCCACGGUUAUAGACCUGCAUAGUGUCCGUUCCAAGGAGUACUCACCUCUCAAUGGUUUGGUAAACUACACUCAGUCCAAGAGCGCAGAGGGUCCAUCGGGGGGCCACCAUGCAGGCCGCAGUUCCUGGCCUUCCUCCGCCGCAUUGGACAGCGACGAGGUAUUCCGGCGUCCGUCGCGUAGCUGGUCCAGGGAAGUCCAGACUUUCACAGACACAGUGUACAGCAUCUACAAGGACUACAGCAAUGGCAGCGAAGAGGCCCCCCAACCCCGCCAGUGGGACCCCACCUCCAUUGUCGCCUCCUCGGUAAAUGCCUUCACCCUCCCGGUCAUCAAGCUCAACAACUACGAGGCGGAAGAAGACGUGGUCAUUGAGGUGGGGAAUGACCACGAGGAGGCACAGGGCGAUGAAGAAAAGACGAGUCCUUUGCCCGAGGACGUACCUGCCGCUGAGCCGCCCCAGUUGUUCCCGCCCUCCCCAGUUGUGAAGGCGAUGGGGUCACGCCUGUCCCUCAACUCGCUAACGGACCCGCCGAAGUCAGCACGCCGUUGCAGCCUGUCGGUGAGCGUGUGCCACCAGAGCGAGCGGGGCAGGCGCUUCAGCUGCCCUCGUCUGGAGCGCUCCAACAGUAAGGGCUACAUUAAACUCAGCGACCUCGGGAGCGAAUCCUUCGACGCGCCGGACACUUCUUUAGGGGGCGACGGCAAGCAGGAAGUAGCAGCGACGGAUACGGCGACAGCCGUGGAGGAGGACGCUCAGGGAGACAAAGGACAGGCGACACCAAGCACUUCUGCAGAAUCCUAAAGGGAAUCUUGGGAAACUCUUAUAAGCCCCUUUCACACUGUUAACCACCACUCGGCAUUUAUGACUGGCUUUCAGACAGUGGGAUAUUAUCAUAUCCACAUAGCCACCGUAGGUUCACACAUCCAGAUUACUAGGUGCGCGGUCAGCAUCAGACGGGUACAACUGCUUUCAACACAAAAGGAGCGUUGCCAGUGGGUCUCGGGCAUUGAUCCUUAUACACAAGUGGCUUUAUACCUCUGAUGCGAGGUAAUUCUAAGCUACAGUUGAACUCUGGUCCUCGAGGGCCACUAUCCUUCAUGUUUUUGUUGUUUCUCCUACAACACCACACCUGAGUCAAAUGAUCAGGAUUGAUAUCAGGCUCCUGAUCGUUUGACACAGAUGUGAUAGAGAAGCGAAAAUCUAAAACAUGUAGGAUAGUGGUCCUCGAGAACCACUUGUGUUCUCAGCCCUUAAAACUCAUAAGCCACUUUCACACCGCCCCAACCGUGGGAUACUACAUCAAAAGCCGUAGAUGGGCAGUGUUUUAAGGAGUUUUUGACACAAAGUCGCGGUCCCAGCUUUGCACUCAUCCCUGAGACCAGGUCUUAAAAUGGCAAAUUCACUGGUGGACAUCCCACAUAUGUACCUUAUACGCAGGACAGUGGGAAAAUGCCUGCAUGGAUGGCCAAUGUGAAAGGGGCUACAGUCUGUCUUUGCUUCAUAUGUUCCGGAAGCGAGAUACGACAUCGCCAUGAAGACUCAAAGGGCAAGGAGCCUCAAAGGGCAAGGAGCCUCCUUUUCCGCACACAACACAGCUCAACCGUUCAAGAUGUGAGUUUUCUAUUUUUUCAAUGUAGCAAGAGCAAUACUAAUGAUUGUUGAACGGAUUUGUAAAAGAAAAGCAGGAUUGGAUUUUAGCUUCUAUUUUGGUAUAGUGGUUGAGGUGGGUAAAAACUGUAGCUUGUUAGAAGUGUAGAUCUGACUGGAAGGAAACUGAAGCACCUGUAGCAUCAAACUUUAAAAGUCUACACUUGUCAUGAAGAAACUCAGGUAGACGUUUGAUUUAGGAGCCGACGUGGACCUCCAUGAGGGGAUGACGUUUUCUCUGCACACUAUACUACAUGGUGGACAAACUUUUGAACUUCUACUACAAUCCCCGCUGACCCACCACCUUCAGCCCUGCUUUCCCGAACACUGUAGGCGUCCUGUUGUGCACAAGCGAAUGCAAAGUAGAUUGUUUGCGCCAAAUAGUUUCACUUGCAUCAUGGAAAACCAUUAAAAGAUAACAAAACAA
Molecule: messenger RNA, 2808 nt
Organism: Syngnathus acus (greater pipefish)
Lineage: Eukaryota; Metazoa; Chordata; Actinopteri; Syngnathiformes; Syngnathidae
Product: transmembrane protein 200C-like
Exons: 2
Coding region: 162-1535 (457 amino acids)
Source: RefSeq, a predicted model, not a curated record